Molecule: messenger RNA, 603 nt
Organism: Daucus carota subsp. sativus
Lineage: Eukaryota; Viridiplantae; Streptophyta; Magnoliopsida; Apiales; Apiaceae
Product: glycine-rich cell wall structural protein
Exons: 1
Coding region: 1-603 (200 amino acids)
Source: RefSeq, a predicted model, not a curated record
AUGAAGAGGCUUAGCGUUGUUCAUUGUUGUGUGAUCUUUGUAAUCUUGUUAGUCAAUGGAGUUUUGGCGAAUGCAGUGGUGAAUGAUGAUGUGUUGGAGUCUAAGAAAGAUGGUAAGGCCACGGCUGCUGAAGUUGAGAGUUCGAAACCGAGAUGGUUUGGAGGUUGUGGUGGGAAUGGGGGAGGUCCUGGUGGUGGUGCGGGUGGGUGUGCUGGCUAUGCUGGAGGAGGUGGUGGUGGAUAUCCGGGAGGAACACCUGGACAACCUGGCUGGGGCGGCCGUGGAGGCAAUGGCGGGGGAAUUGGAGGAGGUGCUGGGGGUGCAGGUGGAUAUCCUGGAGGAACACCGGGUAGUCAUGGAAAGAGGCCUCGAGAAGGUCAUGGUGGAAGGGGUUCUAGACAUGGUGGUAAUGCAAGUGGUGGCCGAGGUGGAGGUGGUUCGUAUUCAAUGCCAAAUCCUAAUGGUCCAAGGUGCGGAAAUAUUCAAAUGGCUGAGAUUGCUUAUGGAUAUUUGAUUAGUUAUGAUUGCGGUAAUUGCAAUUACCAGUACACUAUUGAUUACACUGGCAUGACCACCGGUUAUGCUACCGUUACUUGUUCUUAG